CAAGGUCUUUGAAAAAGCGGCGCGGCUAAUUCAAGAUGGCGGAGAUGGACCAGCUGUUAGACGAGAGCUCUUCAGCAGAGGCACUUGUGAGUCUAAAAGAAGGGAGUUUGUCCAACACUCUGAAUGAAAAGAACAGCUUCUCAAGAGCUCACAACACCAGGGGACAACAUUCCUCCCACUCAAUGGAGACGCCCACACGGAGCUCAAAGAGGAGCCGUUUGUUUCGGGAGGAGGAUGAGCCGCCUCAGCAGCGUCUCCCCUCCAGAUCCCCUCGGAGGAGCCAAAGGGUCUCCACCACACCACAGAAAUUUUCUAAUGUGGUGACACCUGAUAAGAAGGCAUCCCAGAAAAUAGGGCUGAGAUUAAGAAACCUCCUUAAGCUACCCAAAGCUCACAAAUGGUGCAUCUAUGAAUGGUUCUAUUCCAAUAUUGACAGACCUCUCUUUGAGGGAGACAACGAAUUCUGCCUGUGUCUGAAGGAGUCUUUCCCCAACCUGAAAACAAGAAAGUUGACCAGGGUUGAGUGGGGAACAAUCAGGAGACUGAUGGGGAAACCUCGGCGGUGUUCGUCAGCAUUCUUUGCUGAGGAGCGGACAGCGCUGAGACAGAAGAGGCAGAAGAUGCGCCUGCUGCAGCAAAGAAAGCUGUCUGACGUAUCAAACUGCAAAGACCUUCCAGAUGAAAUUCCCCUGCCACUCAUUAUAGGAACAAAAGUCACUGCUCGACUCCGAGGCGUCCAUGAUGGGCUGUUCACAGGGCAGAUUGAUGCAGUUGACACCAGUGCUGCCACCUAUCGUGUCACCUUUGACCGCAGUGGCCUGGGAACACACACUGUGCCUGACUACGAAGUCCUGAGUAAUGAGCCCAAUGAGACCAUGCCCAUUUCAGCCUUUGCCCAGAAGCAUCGGACAUCACGCUACAUGCAGAACCUCAUGACUCCGCCCAGAGGGCCUUAUCCGUCCGCCACCACUCCAGUCCUCAUGGACAAUGACCCUCUUAUCAACCAGUCACCAUGGAGGAACAAACUGCCUGGUGCUGAGGGAGACACUCUGGGAGGAUUUCCUGUCAAAUUCCUUGUCCAAGUGACGAGGCUGUCCAAGAUCCUCAUGAUCAAGAAAGAGCACAUCAAGCAUUUAAAAGAAAUGAACACAGAGGCAGAGAAACUGAAGUCGUACUCAAUGCCUAUUGACCUAGACUUCCAGAAGCGAUAUGCCACCACAGUGCUUGAGCUUGAACAGCUCAAUAAAGAUCUCAACAAGGUGCUUCAUGAAGUUCAACAGUUCUGCUGUGAGCUCGCUCCAGAUCAGGGCAUGGUUCCCGCUGACCAUCCCACAGAGCUGCGGCGGCGUUGUGAAGACGAGGCCCAGCAGAUGGUGCAGCUGAGCAACUCACUGAAGGACGGACAGCAGAGUGUGACAAACCCCAGCCUCACACAACUCAUCUCCCGCCUCACGGCUCUACUGCUACAGAUCAAGUGUCUGGCAGAUGGAGGAGACCUGAAUUCAUUUGAGUUUAAAUCUCUAACAGACUCCCUUAAUGACAUCAAGGCAUCUAUUGAUCCCUCCAACCUCAGUUGCUUCCAGAAUAAUGUCGAGAUCCACGUGGCACACAUCCAGAGUGGCCUUAGCCAGCUGGGCAAUCUGCAUGCAUUUGCGGCCAACAACACCAAUGCAGUCUGAGUACCUGUAUCAGCCACACACAGGUGCAUGCACACACAGAGGUGUGGGCCUUUUUUAAAAUAUCAUCUUUUGAGAUGGUGCUUUCACCUGAACUGUUUAAAAAAAAAAAAAAAGAGACUGAAAACAAAAAGCCCUUGUGGAUGCUGUGGAUCACCACCAUACAGUCUGAAUUUGGAUGUCCUCUGUGAAGCGACUCAGAGUUCUGCAGAAGCUUUGCUCUGACGGGAGGGAGGAUGUCUCUAAGUAUUUUACUCACCCAUUUUAUUGUAUGAAAAUGUUGGUGCACCCUAUUGAACACAAACCUGAAAGAGUCUUAAACUAUUGCCACCAAUCCAAUUCUCCAAACUCAAUGGUUAUUUAUUGGUUUCAUGUGCCAAACAUUGAUUCUUACAGUUUUUAUAGUCCAUAUUUAUUUAUAUUUGAGUAGGUGUGUAUGGUUACGAAACAAUAUUUUGCUAUCUCUAAAGUUUCCCCCUGUUAGUGUUGUGUUCUGUUGCUCCACUGAUGGUAAGCACGGGGGGGGGGGGCGGCUAAAGAAUGUUUUAUAAAAUUGUUUAUUGUAGAUAAUUGUACAAUAUCUCUGAUUAUUAGGACUAUCGUCAACAUUUCUGCUGUGUGUUCAGAAAUGGCUUUUGUAAUUUUGUGUGCACUGAAAAGAGAUUUUGGUAUUUUUAUAAAGGAGCGCUCCGGGGUUUCGAUGCCUUUUACUUCCUGAGAUGAUCUUAGCAUUUCCAUAUUUGGCAUGGCUGUUGCUGCAACCCCCACACUAAGCCUGCAUCACUGAUGUAACCUCUAAAAAUUCAAGUCAACAGUUUUUUCCCCUAGAGAAUCUCCUUUUUCAGUUUUGUAAAGUUGUAUAUGAGAGUGCCACAGGGCAAUUGUAUAUAAAUGUUUCCGUCUUUUUAUAUUAAACAUAAUAUUGCAAAGCA
Micropterus salmoides (largemouth bass) is the source of this 2608-nucleotide messenger RNA. It is a transcript of the gene lin9, whose product is annotated as lin-9 DREAM MuvB core complex component. Gene Ontology annotation, molecular function: DNA binding. Gene Ontology annotation, cellular component: transcription repressor complex; nucleoplasm. Gene Ontology annotation, biological process: DNA-templated transcription; regulation of cell cycle; regulation of transcription by RNA polymerase II. Lineage: Eukaryota; Metazoa; Chordata; Actinopteri; Centrarchiformes; Centrarchidae. The record is from RefSeq and is a predicted model, not a curated record. The transcript has 15 exons. The coding region runs from base 36 to 1679 and encodes 547 amino acids.